UUCGCGGAUUUGUAAAGUUUAAAACAACUAAGAAAAACAGUGUUUAAAAUAAAUUAAAUAAUAAGCUAAAAAGUGAUUAGAAAAUUAAAAAAAAAAUUACACAAUAAACAAAAGAAAUCUUCCUUAAAAAAAACCAAAACCAAAUAGUUUCCGCAAUAAAUUAUAAUUACAAAUAAUAAUUGAAACUAACAGCGAUUGUCCUCAGUCCGCUGUUGAAAAGAAAAAAAAACAAAAAGCAAAGCUAACAAGCAGAAAAACCAUCAUUUUGUGUCACAGGGGUUUUUGAAAAAUUUCCAAAAUUGCGAAACAUAUUUUGAGCUUUUUAAAAAAGAAAAAAACUCCUCACAACUCUAGUGCAGCGGGCGAGGACAACAAGACCACACAGCAGCAGGAGUCCGCACAGCUUGCCAAGCAGCUUGAGCCAAGCAGUCCAGGGGCGUCGUCUAGCAAGUCGUCGCCAUCGCUGACGGCCAAUAAGUUGGACUCUGCCACUGCUCGGCCGCAGGCGUCGUCCACAUCUCCAUCGCAGUCUUCGUCGUCGUUGCUACAUCCUGUUGCCGGAGCGCAGAAAUCCACCAAAAUAACUCCGCCUACAGGUCCACACUCGUCCUCAACUUCGUCACUUACUACCGCCCAGGCAGCCACAGCCGCCAGCGAUAGUUCGGACGCACAAGUGUCUACCACAGCAACCUUUCGUCUAUCAGCGCUUACCGGUACCAUCUCGAAAAUGGGCAACAACGCCACUACAUCCAACAAGAAGGUUGACGCUGCCGAAACCGUCAAGGAGUUUAUCGAACAGGCCAAAGAGGAGUUUGAGGAGAAAUGGCGCCGCAAUCCCACAAAUACCGCCUGUCUCGAUGACUUUGAACGCAUCAAGACACUGGGCACGGGCUCUUUCGGUCGCGUCAUGAUAGUACAACACAAGCCGACAAAAGACUACUACGCCAUGAAGAUACUCGACAAGCAGAAGGUCGUCAAACUGAAGCAGGUCGAACACACACUCAACGAGAAGCGUAUUCUGCAGGCCAUUUCCUUUCCUUUCUUGGUUUCCCUACGCUACCACUUCAAGGACAACUCCAACCUCUACAUGGUGCUGGAGUAUGUGCCCGGCGGCGAGAUGUUCUCGCAUCUGCGCAAGGUGGGUCGCUUCUCGGAGCCCCACUCGCGCUUCUACGCAGCCCAGAUCGUACUCGCCUUUGAGUAUUUGCACUAUCUCGACUUGAUAUAUCGCGAUUUGAAGCCGGAGAAUCUGCUUAUCGACUCACAGGGCUACCUCAAGGUAACCGAUUUUGGUUUUGCCAAAAAGGUCAAGGGCCGCACUUGGACUCUUUGCGGCACACCCGAAUACCUCGCCCCCGAGAUCAUUCUCUCGAAGGGCUACAACAAGGCCGUCGACUGGUGGGCCCUCGGUGUGCUCGUCUACGAAAUGGCCGCCGGCUAUCCACCCUUCUUUGCCGACCAGCCCAUACAGAUUUACGAGAAAAUCGUGUCGGGUAAGGUGCGUUUCCCCUCACACUUUGGCUCCGAUCUGAAGGAUCUGUUGCGCAACCUGUUGCAGGUCGAUCUAACCAAACGCUAUGGCAACCUGAAGGCCGGCGUUAACGAUAUUAAAAAUCAGAAAUGGUUUGCAUCCACAGAUUGGAUAGCGAUCUUCCAAAAGAAAAUCGAGGCUCCAUUUGUGCCACGGUGUAAAGGACCCGGCGAUACAAGUAAUUUCGAUGACUACGAGGAAGAGGCGCUGCGGAUCUCAAGCACCGAAAAGUGCGCCAAAGAGUUUGCUGAAUUCUAAUUGUAUUCUUUUAAUUUUUAUUGUUUCUUUACUAAAACUAAACAACAAAAUAAUAAUAA
Molecule: messenger RNA, 1848 nt
Organism: Calliphora vicina (urban bluebottle blowfly)
Lineage: Eukaryota; Metazoa; Arthropoda; Insecta; Diptera; Calliphoridae
Product: cAMP-dependent protein kinase catalytic subunit 1-like
Exons: 2
Coding region: 728-1789 (353 amino acids)
Biological process (GO): protein phosphorylation
Cellular component (GO): nucleus
Molecular function (GO): protein serine/threonine kinase activity; ATP binding
Source: RefSeq, a predicted model, not a curated record